This is a messenger RNA of Erigeron canadensis, 2088 nucleotides long. RefSeq lists its product as uncharacterized. The transcript is spliced from 4 exons. The record is from RefSeq and is a predicted model, not a curated record. Bases 1 to 1848 code for a protein of 615 amino acids. NCBI's taxonomy places the organism in Eukaryota, Viridiplantae, Streptophyta, Magnoliopsida, Asterales, Asteraceae.
AUGACACAUAGGAACCUUCAUUCGUGUGCCAAGAAAAUAUUCAAAAACCCAAUGGCGGGUGCCGCCGGAACCAUAGCUAUCGCCGCCGUUACAACAACCACCACCGCUUUUCCAGCGGCAUAUACACUCUCCAAGAAAAGUCACAUAUCAUCAUCUUCCUUACCAUCAUCAUUUCCAUCAAGAUACAAAAGGACUAAUCACCUCCGUAAAAAAAUCAUCAAAACCCUAGAAAACAAACCUUACCCAGAUCCCAAAUUUCCCGCCAAAACCCAGAAUAUACAUACAGAAGAAGCGAUUCAGGAACUGGGUUUUGAAGCUGACCAGUUUUCGGUAUCCGAAAGGACUAGUAAUGGUGGGUUUUUCGAUGGCAUUGUGAGUAAUUUUGAGGGUAAGUCUUUUGCUAAAAUCGGUUUGUAUUUAGUUGGUGCAUUUGUUUUUCAGACUGUAUUUGCUGUUUUGAUAUUUGGGUUCAAUGAAUUAAAUGAUAAAGAUGAUAAAGAUAGAAACUUUAUUCGAAAUGGCGAUGAUGGUAUCGAGAAAGAUAGUGUUAAGAGUGAUAAAGGCGGAAACUUUGUUGGUUUUAGUAAUAGGGGUUUAGUGGAAAGGGAAGAGGGUGGGGCUGUUUUGUUUAAUGAGGGUGAAAUGAAUGAUAGGAUUGUUGAAAUUCGAGAAAUGGCGAGGGAAGCUAGGAAGCAAGAAAAGAUAGAUGCGAAGAGGAAAGGGGUUGUGGACGAGGGCGAUGACGAAGCUAAUUUUGAUUUGAUUGAGAAGAAUGUGAAGGAGAAAGAAGUUGAUGGUAGGUUAAUGAAGUUGAGGAAAAGGUUUGAAGGUGAUUACGAGAAGUUGCCUAAUAAGGUUUCUGGGAAAGGCGAUGUUGGUGACGAUCGGGAUAAGGGUGGAUUGGAUGUAGGUGAGCAGUUUGGUUCGUUGAUGUUUAAAAAGAAGUAUAAGUAUAAAAGUCCGUCGGUUGAUUCAGGGGAUAUGCCGAAGGGAUUUAGUGGCAUGAAGGAUAAUGGGACGGUGAUAAAUGGUGUUAAUGCUAAUGAUGGGGUGAUGAAACCGGAUAAGAGAGAUGGUAGAGGGACAAUAAGUGAUAAUAUUAGUAGUGGUGAUGCAGUUAAUGCAUUGGAUAGCAACAAGAAGUUAGACCUGCUUAGUGACAAAGGAUUGGAAGUUAGUGUUAGGAGGGAUGAUGAUAAAGAGCAAGAACCAAGAGCAACUAAUGUUGACUUGAUAGCUGGUACCUCAAUCAAGCCAAAAGAUGAUAAGCAAGCAAGUACCCCCCUGAAGUUGGGAAAGUCAAGCACUCUGGAGACAAGGAAACCUCGAGGCUUUGGUAAGACUAGUCAGGAUAAUACUGCAGUAUCUAACAAACAAGAGGCUGUUAAUAAGAAUGGCAGUUUAAAGGGCAAAAAAGGUGGAUAUAGAAAAUCUGCAAGAAGUAUUGAAGAUAAAUCUAGUACACAAACUGAUUUUUGGUGGACUAGUCUCCCUUAUGUGCUGGCUGUCCUUAUGCAAAGAGGGAGUGAAAGUGGCGAAAGUGAAGAAUCAUCAGGACUAUUUACUUUAAGGGGUACCUCUCAAACUAAGAGUGCGGUAUCUCACACUGUUGCUUUUGAAGAUCGCAAUGAUGCCACGAAAUUCUGUUAUCUUCUAGAAUCCUUCUUUGAAGAUCUAGGCGACUUCUACACCAACAUCAUACCAAUUCCUACAAAUGAGCUUGAAGAGGCAGUUAAAUCACAGAUUAUGAACGUAGUUGUGGUAAAGAAAGGUCAACUUCAGCUCUAUGUUGGUCAACCACUUACAGAGGUGGAGUCAGCAUUGCGCAUAUUGAUUGAACAAAGCUAAAAGUUCUAAACACGCAUUCAUAUUGAUGUAGCUGUUGUUUUCAUGGGCCAAUUCUUUUUUCUUUUUUUUCCUUUCCAGGAUUUAGGAAUAGUAGCCAGUGAUUGGCUUUAGCAGCCUCUGUUGUAUUGCUUAUAUAUCAGCUUAAAUAGAAUAGAAUGUUUGGCAAACAGUUCUUUCUAUAUGAAAGAUAUUUAUAGAACAAACCACUCUUUGAGAAUAAACCACUCAUCUUCAUAUGCA